AUAAGAAUUAUAUCAAUAUGGUGUUACUACUUCCACCUCGAAGACUUUGUUUGAAUCUGAUUUCUAAAUGAACCCAACAUCCUUGCAAGAAAACAUCUUCCUUCUCGACAACAUGUGGCUUUGUUAUCAAACUGAUGUCAUUCUCAUGCUAUGUAAUAUAUAGAUGUAUUGAUCUAUCAACGACUCAUUCAGAUAGUUCUGAUCUAUCCAUUUGUAUAUUUUAUAUCGUCAUGAUUUCGAGCAGGGACAUUAUUAUUAAAAAUAACGACAGCUUAUAUCGGAAUAAACAAAAUAAUCUAAACAAUCACGAGUACCUACCUACUCACUGGAACGAUAACAAUCAACAUACUCGUAUUGUCUCUCUUGCCAUAUAUAUAUAAAUAUGAAGUAAACAAAUUGUUAGAAUUACUGUGAAGUGAUUUGUUUCAUGGAUGUCAUGUGGUGCCAUAUAGUAUCUCUGUUGGUUAUAGGGAUUUUAGCAGUAGAUUCUAAUAAUGUCCAAAAAUCUACCACAGUUUCCUUGAAAUCAUCAGAUGAUUCUCUGGAUUGGUGGCAAACUGCAGUAUUUUACCAAAUAUAUCCAAGAUCUUUCAUGGAUAGUGAUAAUGAUGGUGUUGGAGAUUUGAAAGGAAUUGAGAGCAAAUUGGAUCAUCUAAAAGACGCAGGGGUGACAGCAACAUGGCUAUCUCCAAUUUUCAAAUCUCCGCAAGUCGAUCAAGGAUAUGAUAUCAGUGACUAUCGCAUGGUAGAUCCAAUCUUUGGCUCAAACGAUGACCUGACAAGUCUGAUUAAGAAAGCACAUGAUUUAGGAAUCAAAGUUAUUCUUGAUUUUGUGCCCAACCAUACUAGUGACAAACACGAAUGGUUCGUGAAAUCUAAUAACAUGACUCCAGGAUAUGAAGAUUAUUAUAUUUGGCAUCCAAAGAGUAACAACACAUCAUCAAAUCCGCCUCCUGUUCCAAACAAUUGGAUAUCAAAUUUCAAGGGCUCUGCGUGGGAAUGGAGUGAAAAACGCCAGCAGUAUUACUAUCACAACUUUGCAAUACAACAACCCGAUCUUAACUACAGUAAUCCAAAGGUUGUGAAGGAAAUGAAGGAUACACUAACUUAUUGGCUAGACCAAGGUGUGGAUGGAUUUAGAAUCGAUGCAGUACCAUAUCUAUUCGAAGAUCCUCAGUUUAGAGACCAGCCACUUGCUGAUGGUUAUACAGAAUAUGAUAUCAACAAUGCCGACUCUUUGAAUCAGAUGUACAUAAAGGAUCUACCAAAAACGUUCGAUAUGAUUUAUCAAUUCAGAGAACAUGUUGACGAGUAUGUUAAGAAGAAUAAUAAGAAUGAGACCAAGGUACUUAUGACCGAGGCUUAUAGUCCUAUAGAAAAACAAAUGCUCUAUUACGGAUCGAAAGAUGGGAGCCGGAAAGGAGCACAUUUUACUUUCAAUUUCAACUUAAUAUCUGAUAUCACGAAUCCAAAUUUCACCAUUGAUGAGCUGUAUGAUGCUAUCAAUAAAUGGUUGGUAUAUAUCCCAUCAGGAUAUACCAGUAAUUGGGUGAUUGGAAAUCAUGAUAACCACCGAGCAGCAACUCGCUAUGGAAAGGAUAAUGUAGAUGGCUUCAAUAUGCUCAUAGCGAUACUUCCUGGAGUAAUGGUUACCUACAACGGAGAAGAAAUAGGAAUGGAGGAUGGAGAAGUCACCUGUGAAGAAGGAUUCGAUCCUCAAGCCACCAAGAACUGUUCUUCAUUCAACCAAACGAGUAGAGACUUCGAAAGGACUCCUUAUCAUUGGGAUGAUUCAGUAAACGCUGGUUUCAAUACUGGCCAUAAAACUUGGUUGCCUGUUUCCGAGAAGUCAAAAGAGGUCAACUUGAAAGCGCAAAAUAUCGAGGGCAUUUAUAGUCACUACAAUAUCUAUAAAGAGCUGAUGAACUUGAGGAACAACUUCAAAAACUCUUCGACAAUUGAUUCUCUAGCGGUGAUCAAAGUGAAUGAGAAUGUCCUACAAAUUGUGAGGAGUAGAGAUGAUGCAGAGUACAUUCUCUUGUUCAAUAUCGGGGAUAAAGACGAAACUAUUGAUUUUCUACAAGCCAAGAUGUACCAUAAAGUAGUUGUGAGCAGUCUGAAGAGCUCUUAUGAAAUUGGGUAA
This is a messenger RNA of Phaedon cochleariae (mustard beetle), 2143 nucleotides long. NCBI's taxonomy places the organism in Eukaryota, Metazoa, Arthropoda, Insecta, Coleoptera, Chrysomelidae. The record is from the annotation of a GenBank genome assembly.